This is a messenger RNA of Hibiscus syriacus, 990 nucleotides long. RefSeq lists its product as uncharacterized. Gene Ontology annotation, molecular function: RNA-DNA hybrid ribonuclease activity; nucleic acid binding. Lineage: Eukaryota; Viridiplantae; Streptophyta; Magnoliopsida; Malvales; Malvaceae. The record is from RefSeq and is a predicted model, not a curated record. The transcript is spliced from 2 exons. The coding region runs from base 1 to 990 and encodes 329 amino acids.
AUGUCCUUGAUUGAAAAUGUAACUUUGUCGGAUUUUGUGGAUGACUUUCUUGGGUGGUCGGGGAAAGGAGAUGGUCUAUUUUCGGUCAAGUCAUGUAGGAUGUCUUUUUGUAGCAGUUCAGAAGCUACGUUCGAGUGGAAUAAGUGGGUUUGGAAUGGUUUGGCUCCUCCAAGAGUGGAAACGUUUCUUUGGCAGCUUUGUCAUGGUAAAGUGGCAGUUAGAGAGGAGUUGAAGAAGAGAGGUAUUCCUGUGGAAGACGGUCUUUGUCCACUGUGUCAUUUGCACGAGGAAUCUGUCGGACACCUUUUCUUCUCUUGUGUGGUUGUAGGGGAGUUAUGGACCAAAUUCCUUAGGCUAUGGGAAAUUUCUACUGCUCUAUCUCAAGACCCCAUUUCAAUUCUAGGCUCUUGGUCGUUUCUAAGGAAGAAUUCUUGUAUUUGGAAGUUCAUCCCGCGGGUUGUCUUAUGGUCAAUAUGGAAGGUUAGGAAUUUGGUUGUUUUUGAAAAUUGGAAGGUCGACACUUCUUCUUUGUUCUUCCUCACCAGAUUUAGAUUGGCAAAAUGGUUUUUAGCUAAAUACCCUUUGGUUCGUAUCAACUCGGAUAUCUUAGUUGGGGACCCUAUAAUUGCUGAUAAGUGUCAGUAUUCUCAUGUUCUGGAGAAGACUAUUUAUUCUAACGCUAUUACCUUAGCCACUUUCUCAAUACCGGUAGGGCCUGGAACUCCUACUUUAGCAGAGUUGAAAGCUAUUAAGGAAGGGAUUGUGUUUUUCUUUUCAUCGAAAUGGGCUAACAAGGGGAAAUUAAUUAUUGAAAGUGACUGUAAAUCAGCAGUGGACUGGACUUCUAAUCAGAACACUACACCAGUUUUUUUUAGUUCUAUGGUGGAGGAAAUUGGGGCAUCCAUUUCGGCUAAGGAUAUUGUUCUGAGAUGGAUUCCUAGAAGUUGCAAUGUGGAAGCUGACAAGCUAGCUAAGGAGGGGAUUGGUUGA